UUUACUAUCUAACCUUAUUUUCAACGUUAAUUUCCUUUCCUGUAAGUUGUCCCUUCAUCCUUUUUUUCCUCAGUUUCCCUUUCAGCUGCACCUUCCAUCUCCCCUUUACAUACCACAGGCUCACAGCUCAAUGAUACGGAGAUGAGCACCGGGGUCACGCGCAAUUACUACGUAUGGCCCCAACUUUAUCCUACUUAUAAGCUGCAAAAAUCGAGUAUUCUCCUUUUAGUCCCCUACCUUUUCCCCUUGUUUUCCUCCUCUUUCCCUUUCAGUAACAUCUUUCACCUCCUCUUCCUCCUUCUCCUUCCCCCUUCAGGUUCCCCCGCGCGCCGCACUUGACCGUGGUGGCGGAGUCGUGGCCGCCGCACGUCAGGGUGAGGCCGGGGAGCGGCGGGGCGCCCACCACAGCAGAGGGCCCCAUGGCGUCCUUCCUCGAGGUCUUCGCCGCCUCCCUCAACUUCACGUACAGCAUCGUGCAGGGGGACGGCUACUGGGGCGCCCCGACCCAGAACGGAACGUGGAACGGCAUGAUUGGGAUGGUGAUGAGGAAGGAGGCUGAUCUCGGUCUGGGUCCCUUCGGCGUGAGCUACAAGCGGAACAAGGUGGUGGGGUUCACGCUGCCCAUCUUCAGGGAGGUUCUACACAUCCUCACAGCCCGCCCACGCCCCCAGCCGCAGCCUUGGGGGUUCCUCGCGCCCUUCACGCUGAACGUGUGGCUGGUGCUGCUUUCCUUAAUGAUGGUCCUGACCGUAUUUGCGACCGUGACAGAGAAGGCACUCAUGGAGGUAGAGAACGGCCCCUCCUCCUCGUCCUCCUCCUCGCUGUUUUUCUGGCACCUGAUCUCCCACUACCAGCUCUUCCUCGGCCAAAGCUCACCGCGGGAGGCUGUGGGACUUGUGCCGCGAUUCUUGUUUUGGCUUUGGCUCAUGACUGUCCUGGUGAUGAUGAGGACGUACAGCGGCUCCCUCACCUCCCAGCUCGCGGUCAAAACAGUGGAGAUCAAAUACGACUCCUUGCAGGACGUGUUGAAUGACCCCGACGUGAUCCUGAUACUGGAAGGCUCGACGGCACUCACUGGCCAUCUAGAGGGAGCUACGAGCGGUGUGUUUGGGAGCCUGGCCACAGCGGUAAAGACUCGGGGCCUGCAAGUGAGGGCGAGUCAGAUGCAGGACGUCGCCCGGUCAAGCCUCCAAGACGGGCGCCACGCGAUGUUCCUGGAGCGGAUUGGGUGUAACAACCUCUUCUCCGACGACUUCAGCAGCACAGGAAGGUGUGAUUACUAUAUGUCCCGAGGUGUCUUCUGGCCACUGCUCUACUCUCUCGUCCUUCCCCUAAAGAGCCCACUUCUGCCACUGAUUAACGCGAGGAUCUUGGCCCUGAGGGAGUUCGGGGUGUAUGACAUGUGGGCCAGGGCCAUGACACCCAACCUCACACACUGCCUCUCCAUGCCCACCAAGCUGAAAUUCCAGGAGCCUUACUCGCUUCAGCACUUAUGGGCUGUGUUCCUUCUCGUGGGCGCCGGAAUUGCUGCAGCGGCAGGCGUUUUCUUAUUGGAGUUGAUGAUAAGUAAAGUAUAAGGAAAGGAACCAAACAUCGUCACUCUCGCUUAUUAUAAACUCCUUAACCCUGGCUCGUCUAGACACUCGCUUGACUUGAUUUCCUUAUUUCCUUCAUUUGGACACUCGUUUGAUUCUCCCUCGCUUGCCCUUUUCUUUUAUCUCCGUCUCUCUGUAAUUUCGUCUGCGUCUUAUCGUCCUGUCUUUGUUAAUUAAGUAUCUCUCCUGGCUUUCUCUACUUUCUCUUCAUAUAUUCCUGUAUUUAUUUUUUUCAGGUAUUGUUAUUUUCAUUUGGACACUCGUUUGAUUCUCCCUCGCUACCCCUUUUAACUGCGUCUUUCUCAUUUCGUCUGCGUCUUAUCGUCCUCUGUCUUUGUUUAGUGUGUCUCCUGGCUUUCUCUUCUCUACUUUCUCUUCAUAUAUUCCUGUAUCUAUUUUUUUCAGGUAUUGUUAUUUUCAUUUGGACACUCGUUUGAUUCUCCCUCGCUACCCCUUUUAACUGCGUCUCUCUCUAAUUUCGUCUGCGUCUUAUCGUCCUCUGUCUUUGUUUAGUGUCUCUCCUGGCUUUCUCUUCUUUACUUUCUCUUCAUAUAUUCCUGUAUCUAUUUUUUUCAGGUAUUGUUAUUUUCAUUUGGACACUCGUUUGAUUCUCCCUCGCUACCCCUUUUAACUGCGUCUCUCUCAUUUCGUCUGCGUCUUAUCGUCCUCUGUUUAUUAUCUCUCCUGGCUUUAUCUUCUUUGCUUUCUCUCCCUGUUCUCUCUUUUUCCUUUCGUAACUCCUCUUGCAACCUCUUUCCUUUACCUCUCUUCUCGUUUUCUCUUUUGUUAAUUAUUUUCUUCUCCUUCUCUUUCUUUAAUUUAUCUUCUCGUUCUCUCUUUCCUUCUUUCCUUCUCUCUUUCUUUUAUUAAUUAUUUUCUCCUCUUUCUCUUUCUUUUAUUUAUCUUCUCGUUUUCUCUUUCCUUCUUUCCUUCUCUCUUUCUUUUAUUAAUUAUUUUCUUCUCCUUCUCUUUCUUUUAUUUAUCUUCUCGUUUUCUCUUUCCUUCUUUCCUUCUCUCUUUCUUUUAUUAAUUAUUUUCUCCUCCUUCUCUUUCUUUUAUUUAUCUUCUCGUUUUCUCUUUCCUUCUUUCCUUCUCUCUUUCUUUUAUUAAUUAUUUUCUUCUCCUUCUUUCUUUUAUUUAUCUUCUCGUUCUCUCUUUCCUUCUUUCCUUCUCUCUUUCUUUUAUUAAUUAUUUUUUCCUCCUUUUCUUUCUUUUAUUUAUCUUCUCGUUUUCUCUUUCCUUCUUUCCUUCUCUCUUUCUUUUAUUGAUUAUUUUCUCCUCCUUCUAUUUCUUUCAUUUAUCUUCUCUUUCUCUCUUUCCUUCUUUCCUUCUCUCUUUCUUUUAUUAAUUAUUUUCUCCUCCUUCUCUUUCUUUCAUUUAUCUUCUCUUUCUCUCUUUCCUUCUCUCUUUCUUUUAUUAAUUAUUUUCAUCUCCUUCUCUUUCUUUUAUUUAUUUUCUCGUUCUCUCUUUCCUUCUUUCCUUCUCUCUUUCUUUUAUUAAUUAUUUUCUCCUCCUUCUAUUUCUUUCAUUUAUCUUCGCAUUCUCUCUUUCCUUCUUUCCUUCUCUCUUUCUUUUACCAUUUCUCUUAUCGUCAUUUUUUUCGCCUUCUAAUUGUGUAAAUGUAUAAAAUAAAUGGAUACAAGGUCACUUUUGUUUUAUCA
Messenger RNA from Eriocheir sinensis (Chinese mitten crab), 3256 nucleotides. Its product is annotated as probable glutamate receptor. NCBI's taxonomy places the organism in Eukaryota, Metazoa, Arthropoda, Malacostraca, Decapoda, Varunidae. The record is from RefSeq and is a predicted model, not a curated record. Gene Ontology annotation, cellular component: membrane. The transcript has 10 exons. Gene Ontology annotation, molecular function: glutamate-gated receptor activity. Bases 420 to 1577 code for a protein of 385 amino acids.